AUGUAUCUAUAUGCUGGAUUAAGUGAUGAAGAUAUGGGAUUACCGUUGAAAAUUUAUAAUAAUUUUGAUAUCUUGGAUACUUUAAAUUUGAUUUGGAGUACUUCCACUGAAAGUGUUUUUAAUCCUUCUCCCGAAUUUAACAAUGGAUUUUCUGCUACCAUGUUGAAGAAUGGUAUAAUUGCUUACAUUGGAGGAUGGAACAAUGAUGGAUAUCAUGAUAUGAGUAAGGACGAUCGAAUUCUAAUUUGGGGUGGUGAAAAUGGCGGAUUGCCGGCAGAACCUCAAUUAGCGGUAUUGGACACACAAUUCAGAUGGUCGAUCCCUGACGUAACUGGUGCCAAGAAUUCAAUUGAAAUCUUACCUUACUAUGCCCAUACUGCUUCUAUGAUUGACAAUUACAUGAUUAUUGCUUUUGGAUUAACAUAUGAUAGAUUACAUAAUUUACAAAUUCCUAGUAAUCUUAUAUUUUUGUUAUACACACCAAAUCAACAUCAUUAUGAAUGGACUUCUGUUUUUAUUCCAUCUAUUCUUCCUGACGAUGUCUCAGCAUACUUUGAUUCUCCAGAGAAACCACCCGUAAUUUCACCAAAAGAUCCAAUAAAACGACCUAUAUUAACGACUGAUGCAUUGGUUGUUAUAAUAUUAUUAGUUGGUACACUUGUUGGAUUUGUUGGAUGGCGUUUAUACAAAUAUUACAUCGAAAAUAAAG
Messenger RNA from Racocetra fulgida, 709 nucleotides. Lineage: Eukaryota; Fungi; Glomeromycota; Glomeromycetes; Diversisporales; Gigasporaceae. The record is from the annotation of a GenBank genome assembly.